GGCGAAAUUAGACCUCAGUCCUUGGCAGAUGAGGAUCGUCUCAUUCGCCGACCCUUUCAAGGUCCGAUGACAUCGUCUGCACGGCCCAUGACCGGUGGCUUUGCUUCCCUCACCACCAGUGUCACAAACUCCUCAUUUGCUUAUCACUGAAGUGCAAAAAUUAUUAUUUGCCCCAUAUUUCUCUUAUAUAUUCUAGAUAUAUACGUCUGUCCCGACCCAGACCUAAUUGAUCGCAUCCCUUCCUCCCUUCUCGCUACUCCUCGCGCAUACCGUACCAAAUUCUUGAAUACGAUCCUUCCACGAUGGGUUUGUGCGGGCGUCAGACAGUUGUCCGUCGGAAGAUGGUGCUGCUAGGUGACGGUGCUUGUGGCAAGACUUCGGCCUUGAACGUGUUCACAAGAGGGUUCUUCCCAACAGUAUAUGAGCCGACUGUUUUUGAAAACUAUGUCCACGAUAUUUUCGUCGACAAUGUACACAUGGAAUUGUCGCUCUGGGAUACCGCUGGCCAGGAGGAAUUUGACCGAUUGCGUGCGCUAUCGUACGAGGAUACACAUGUGAUUAUGCUUUGUUUCAGCGUUGACAGCGCGGAUUCGUUCGAGAACGUCGCAUCCAAAUGGGUCGAGGAGAUUACGGAGAACUGCCCCGGUGUUAAGAUGGUUCUCACAGCGCUCAAGUGUGACUUGAGAAAAGAUGAAUUCGAGAAUACCAACCCGAACGCUAUCACGUACGAGCAAGGUCUAGAGAAGGCGAAGGCGAUCGGCGCUGUGAAGUACUUGGAAUGCUCUGCCGUUCAGAAUCGCGGCAUCAUGGAGACUUUUUAUGAAGCAGCCAAGGUUGCCCUUGAAGUGAAAGUCUCGGGAUCGAAUGCUUCCAAGGAAGGAUGUGUCAUCCUGUAAACGGUUCUCCCGUUGCAACUCUUAGCUUCUUUGACGGUUUCUAUCGUUUGUUCGUAUACCCUUUGAUUUGUUUCUUAUCCGUUGCGCCCUUUGGGACUAUCCACGACGAGCUGCAAACGUCCCAAACCGAGUGCAACUGAUCUUUAUUAUGAUGUCAGCUCUUCAGCCUAUUUGUGUGGCUAUUUACUUUUUUCUCUUCUUUAUAUAUACUUUGCUGCAUCUUCUUUCCUAAUUAUGUACGCUUAAUAUUCUGGAAAAGACGAACUGACCCAGCUUGGAAUGGACUCCGGCAAUCACGCUUUACUCAACUGAAUCUUUCUACUGCCGGGUAUCAUGUUUCUGGGUCAAUGGCAGAAGACCAGGAGAAUCAGCUCUAUUUAUUACUAUUGCUAGACCUGCAGAUGUGUACUAUCUACCAAUUCAUGACUCUAAUUUUGGAUUCCAGCUGCAUAGCAUAAUCUACACAGCUCCGAAGCUAGUAUCUAUACAAACCCGCCAACCAACCACCUAAUCCACCCCAAGCACAUCCUCCUCCGUAACUCUAUACACCCCCUCAAUCUUCUCCCCCUUCGCACCUUCACCACAAGCAAAAUCCUGAUUUAUCCUCUCCACAAACGCACUUACAAACCGCUCCG
Molecule: messenger RNA, 1531 nt
Organism: Aspergillus pseudonomiae
Lineage: Eukaryota; Fungi; Ascomycota; Eurotiomycetes; Eurotiales; Aspergillaceae
Gene: rho3
Product: Rho family GTPase RHO3
Exons: 8
Coding region: 303-896 (197 amino acids)
Biological process (GO): small GTPase-mediated signal transduction
Molecular function (GO): GTP binding; GTPase activity
Source: RefSeq, a predicted model, not a curated record